Messenger RNA from Rosa chinensis, 1637 nucleotides. Its product is annotated as cytochrome P450 71A1. The coding region runs from base 25 to 1560 and encodes 511 amino acids. The record is from RefSeq and is a predicted model, not a curated record. Gene Ontology annotation, molecular function: iron ion binding; monooxygenase activity; heme binding. Lineage: Eukaryota; Viridiplantae; Streptophyta; Magnoliopsida; Rosales; Rosaceae. The transcript has 2 exons.
UAGGAUUCUAGCUAUAUUGUGACAAUGGCUCUUGUUACUAACUUGCUUAAGGAGCUAAAUAUGAGCACUCUCUCCAAUCUUUUCCUGCUUUUUGUUCUCUUGCUUACUAUUUUCAUGUUAUUUUCAAUUUUUAGAUCAGGUGAGAAACUAAAAUCACCGCCAUCCCCAACAAGGUUACCCAUAAUCGGAAACCUCCACCAACUAGGUACACUGCCACACCGUUCUCUUCAUACCCUCUCAAAGAAGUAUGGCCCUCUAAUGUUAUUGCACUUGGGCCAAUCUUUGACACUAGUAGUUUCAUCGGCAGACAUGGCCAAAGAAAUAAUGAAGACUCAUGACAGUGUUUGUUGUAGCCGUCCCAAUUUUACAGCUACAAAUAUAUUACUCUAUGGAUGCAAAGACAUAGGGUUUUCUCCUUAUGGAGAGUACUGGAGAAAAGUUCGUAAACUCUGUGUUGUUGAACUUCUGACCCUAAAAAGAGUGCAAGAAUUUCUGUAUGUAAGGGAAGAAGAAAUUUCAGAAUUGGUCAAGACGAUAAGCAAAGAGUGCCUCAGUGAGUCUCCUAUUGAUCUAAGUGCCAUGCUGAUGAAAACCUCCAACAACAUACUUUCUAGGUGUGUUAUUGGAAAAAGGUUUGUAGAGGAAAAUGAUAAUUGGUUUGGAGAGGCAUCAAGAAGGUUGACGGAUCAAAUAAUGUCUUUUAGUGUCGGAGAUUUCUUCCCUAGUUUGAGAUGGAUUGACAAUCUUAGAGGAUUCAUUGCACGCUUGAAAGCAACUUCUGCCGAAUUAGAUGGAUUCUUUGAUCAGUUGAUUGAAGAACGCAAGGCUACAAAGGGAGAAUGUAAACUCAAAACAAGAGAUUUUGUGGAUAUUCUUCUCAAAUAUGGAAAGGAUGAUGCACUUUACUUGAAUCUCACUCAAGAUAACUUAAAAGCAAUCCUACAAGACAUGUUUAUUGCGGGAAGUGAUUCAACAUCAUCAGCUUUGGAAUGGUUAAUGGCAGAGCUUGUCAGAAAUCCAAAUGUGAUGGAAAAAGUCCAACAAGAGGUAAGAAGAGUGGUGGGACAAAAGGCAAAGGUAGAUGUGGAUGAUAUCAAUCGAAUGGACUUCUUGAAAUGUGUCAUCAAAGAAACUCUGAGGCUCCAUCCUAUAGCUCCUCUUUUACUUCCGCGAGAAACAAUUGAAGGUGUUACACUGGGAGGUUACUAUAUCCCAGCAAAAACAAGAGUACUCAUCAAUGCAUUUGCAAUCCAAAGGGACCCCAAGUUCUGGGACAAGCCAGAAGAGUUCCUCCCGGAUCGAUUUGAGGAAAACUCGAUUGACUUCAAUGGUCAGGACUUCCAAUUUAUCCCGUUUGGUGGUGGGAGAAGACAAUGUCCCGGACAGGCAUUUGCAAUGGCUACAAUGGAAUAUGAGGUUGCCAAUCUUUUGUAUUGGUUUGAUUGGAAAUUGCCUAGUGAUACUAUAUUGGCUGAGGCCGUAGACAUGAGUGAAGUUUAUGGACUUGCUGUCCAUAAGAAAGCUCAUCUUCGUCUUGUCCCCAUACCAUUCUCCUCUUGAUCCCUACAAUUAGAGGUUUCCUAUGUAAAAUUAAAUUAUUAUUAAGUGUUUUAGAAUAAAGGAUGCAGAGAGAGAAU